AAGAAAAAAAAUUUAGUUGAUAGUAGAUAAAAUAGUGACCUGUAGAGAUCAAUGCGCGAAUAUUUCUUAAUAAAUAUCUUUCAUAUCGAGUGUUACGAUUGUAUUUAUAAGAUUGCUGCCUGAAAUUUUGAGGGAAGAUUUUUAAAAAUGGGAAAAGGAUUUAACAAUUACAUGUGCAAGAAAUUUUUUCAUCCGGCAUCACGAGAUAAUUUGAAGAGAGUAUGGAUGGCAGAACAACAAGCAGAAGCUUAUAAGAAGAAACAAGAGGAACUACGAGUGCAGUACGAGAAGGAACAAGAUCUUCAUAAUAAUAAAGCGCUUCUUAGCAAAGAAAGUAAGGAUAAACUUAGUGUCAACUUCAUGUACGAACCACCUCCUGGAGCAAAAAAAGAACGAGAAAAGGAAGAUAAUGAGCCUGAAUAUAAAUUUGAGUGGCAGCGAAAAUAUAAUGCACCAAGAGAAAGCUAUUGCAAAGGAGAUAGCGAAAUUCGAGAUCAACCCUUUGGCAUACAAGUGAGAAAUGUACGGUGUAUCAAAUGUCAUAAAUGGGGGCACAUAAACACAGAUAAAGAAUGUCCCUUGUACAGUCAAGCAAUGAGUGUUGUAAUGGCAAAUAAUUCGCAAACACCAUCUGCCCCAGAUACUAUGACACUUGUGCAACAAAUGCGGGAGGAUGGUCUGGCUCUGAAAAAAUCUGCAUUGGAUGCACAGCAACAUUUACGAGUUCCAGAACAUGAACAUCUUAUGGUCUCUGAAGAUGAGGAUCAAUCAGAAUUAUCAUUUUUAAAAUCUCUAUCAAAGAAGGAAAAGAAAAAAUUAUUAUUGAAAUUAGAAUUAUUGGAAAAGAAGAAUCGUAAAAAAGAAAAAAGGAAAUUGAAGAAAAAGAAGAGCAGUAAUAGAAAAUCUAAUACCAGCAAUGAUACUAGCAGUAAUAGCAGUAAUGAUAAUAGUGAUAACGACAGCAGUAGCGAUAGUAGUAAUAGCAGCAGCAACAACAGUAAUAAUAGUAGUAGUAAUAGUAUUAAUUCAGAAGAUAUCCAUUCAAGAAAAGACAGAAAGAAGAGAAAGAAACUUGAUUUUAAAGAAAAAUAUAUUUAUAAGAGUCACAAACAUAAAGGAAAACAAAGUGACAAGCAUAAAUAUAAAUAUAAGAUGGAUGGCAAACAUAAAGAUAAAAAUCGUUAUCAUAGAAAAAGACAAAUUAAAGACGAAGAUAAAGACAGAGAUAUCUCACGACAUAGUAAAAUGCAAAAAAAGCAUCAUUGAUAAUCAUUUAAAUUUUUAUAAAACGUCAAUGUAUCAUUUG
Messenger RNA from Pogonomyrmex barbatus (red harvester ant), 1306 nucleotides. RefSeq names its product corepressor of RBPJ and splicing regulator. Gene Ontology annotation, biological process: negative regulation of DNA-templated transcription. Gene Ontology annotation, molecular function: transcription corepressor activity. Gene Ontology annotation, cellular component: nucleus. Lineage: Eukaryota; Metazoa; Arthropoda; Insecta; Hymenoptera; Formicidae. The record is from RefSeq and is a predicted model, not a curated record.